GAUCCUACCCGACACAUCCUCUCUCUUUCUCUGCUCUCUCUCUACACAGUCUCUCACUCUAUCUCUCUCUCUCUACAGUUGUUUUCAAGUAAUCUUAACUUUGCCAAAGAAUCCCUUUUCUUCUCUUAACCCUUUUCAUUGUCCUCUUCACUCUCUCCUCUGUUUUUAAUCUUCUCCAUUGUUGUGGUUCUUUGAGAGGAUCUGUUAAGUUUUGGUUAAAGAAGGAUAUUGUUGUCAAAGAUUCAAGAUUAGUUUGUGUGUGGUUUGUUGGGGGGUAUUAAAUGGAUCAUAAAGCAUGGCCUUGGAAGAAGAAAUCAAUGGAGAAAACGGUUGUAGAAAGCAAUGGAGAGACUGAGAAGGUUGUGGCUGAGAAGAUAGAGCUAGAAAAUCGCGUUAAAAGUCUGAAUGAUAAGCUUACCUCUGUCGAAGCUGACAGUAAUAAGCAUGAGAGUGCGGCACAAGAGGCUAUUGUUGGCUGGGAGAAGACAAAAGCUGAAGUAGCAUCUCUCAAGAAGAAACUCGAAGAAGCUUUAAAUGAAAAACGCAGGAGUGAAGAAAGGUCGAGUCAAACAGAUGCUGGUCUAAAAGAAUGUAUGCAGCAACUUCGUUUUGUUCGCGAGGAGCAAGAGCGAAGGAUGCAUGAUGCGUUGACAAAAACAUCACAGGAGUACGAACGGAGAUUGGUUGUUGUAAAGACGGAUUUGGCAGGUACUGGUAAGAGGCUUGCAGAAGCAGAAGGCGAGAACACUCAACUCUCAAAGGCUUUGUUAGCAAAGAAUAAAACUGUUGAAGAUUUAAACAGAGAGAGGGAUCGUAUCGAGGUUGAUUUCAAUGCUUUAGUGAGUAGUUUAGAGUCGAAGGAAAAAGAAAACGUUUCGCUGAGAUAUGAAGUCCGAGUGCUAGAGAAAGAGCUCGAGCUUCGGAAUGAAGAGAGAGAGUUUAGUCGUCGAACAGCUGAAGCAUCACAUAAACUGCACUUAGAGAAUGUGAAGAAAGUUGCAAAGUUAGAAUCAGAGUGCCAAAGGUUAAGGAUACUUGUCAGAAAACGGUUACCAGGACCUGCUGCUCUGUCCAAAAUGAGGAAUGAAGUAGAAAUGCUGGGAAGGAGAAGAGUCAAUGGAAGCCCUAAUAGUCCACUGAUUGAUUCCGAAAAGAUCAAUAACCUCUCUGAGCAAUUAUGCUUACUGGAGGAAGAGAACAAGACUCUAAGGGAAGCCUUAAACAAGAAAGUCAGUGAGCUUCAGUUCUCAAGAAAUAUGUAUUCUCGAACAGCGUCUAGACUACUAGAAUUCGAAUCUCAUGUUGAAGAAUCUUCUAAAGACACAAACAUUGAGUCAAGACGGAGAAGCAAUGUGUCAUGUGAAGUCUCUAUUGCAUCACUAUCAGAAUUUGACAAUGAUGAUAAAGUUAGCUGUGCUGAUUCUUGGGCUUCUGCUUUACUUUCAGAGCUAGACAAUUUCAAGAACAAGAAGCAAAUGGGCUCGAGUUUGGUUGGAACCCCUAAAGCUUCAGAGAUGAAACUAAUGGAUGAUUUUGCUGAAAUGGAAAAGCUUGCAAUGGUUGCAAGCACUAUCGACAACCGACCUGGAAGUUCUCAUAUUUGUUCUUCUGAUUCCGUUUCAGCUACUGGUCCGGUAGAGAACGAAUCUAAUGAAACUUCAUCAGAGACAACGAAAACUCCCGGAACAGACUUUUCAUUAAAUCCUGUCGCAUCUCCCCAAGAUGAUUUAAUGGGAAUAUUACCUCAAUCUCUUCAUGUUGUCGUGAAAGCGAUAAUGGAGCACAAGCUUCUCGCGCAGAGAAACACUGAUGAAGUACUUGAAGAUAUCAGAAAAGCUAUGUUAAGUGUAAACCAUUCAACCUCCUCUGUGAUAAACCAUCAGGAGACCAAAAAUCUCAUUGUGGAUGAUAGAGUAGCUAUGGAGUGUGAUAUCAGCAAAUCGAUUCACAGUAUCAUUGAAAUUAUCGAGGGAGUCAGCUUAAAAGAUGAUAGUCAUGUGUCCAAUGGAGAAUCUGAAAGGCUUUCAGGAUACACUGCUCGCGUCUUGCAAUGGAAAACUACAGAGCUAAGUAGUAAACUGCAGCGAUUUCUUCAUACGUGUUACGAUCUAUUAGACAGGAAAUCAGACGUGAAGAAGUUUGUAGAAGAGCUAAGCUCUGUGUUGGAAUGGAUAGUGAACCACUGUUUUUCCCUUCAAGAUGUUUCCACCAUGAGAAAUGAGAUUAAGAAGCAGUUCGAGUGGGAUGAAUCACGGAGCGGAAGUGAAGUUGAUAUUGGAAUAUUUCGUCAGGUUUCAGAAGCAGAUAAGCUCAAAAUAGAAGAUGUUUCCUCUUUGGAUCGCAAGAAUCAGUCAAUUGAAGACAAACCUGGCAAUCAAAAGUUGCCAAGCAAUAUGACUGAAGAAGAGGCAAAAGACAAGACAGCAAGUGCUGCAGAGAACGAGCUCAAGCUGGACGAAAAACAAAACAUGCGAACUGAAUUGGAAAUCACUGCUGCUUCAGAGAAAUUGGCCGAGUGCCAAGAGACGAUUCUAAACCUUGGAAAACAGCUCAAGGCAUUGACUAACUCAAAAGAAACAGCUUCACUUUCUGACAAACUCAUGUCUGCUGAAAACUCAGACAAUCAAGCUGGUGAACAACCUUCACAAGAGACAAAACCAGAGAAGAUAUUGACUACCCAGAGAUCAUCUCUUUUAGAUCAGAUGAAGGCAGAAGAUCACGACACCGGGGAAUUAACGACCCAGAAACCGCAAGCAGCAGAGAAAAAUGGAAAGGGAGGCAGUUCUGUUUACAAUGAAACCAUCGAGGCAUUGGAACAUAUUCUUCUCUCUGACAAGAGCAAAGGCGCCAACACAAACGGUUUCGCCAUUGUUCCUCAGAAAAAGAGCGGUGGAGUUAAGAGCCUCUGGAGAAAGCUGUUGGGGAGAAAAAAGAAAGGUCAGAGUAACAAGCUCCCUAUUCCAUUUGCCACCUAAGAAGAUGGUCUCAUCGAGACUAUAAUCUAAUACCUUAAUCCUGUUUCUCAAUAUGGUCCCAAACUAUGCAAACUACUAAACUGUCAUCUUCGUAGAAUUUUUUGGCAGUAUAUAUAUAAAUCUCCACGUAGAUUUUUACCAAAUAAGAUGAUCAUGCUAUUUUAUUUUA
Molecule: messenger RNA, 3144 nt
Organism: Capsella rubella
Lineage: Eukaryota; Viridiplantae; Streptophyta; Magnoliopsida; Brassicales; Brassicaceae
Product: filament-like plant protein 7
Exons: 6
Coding region: 282-2975 (897 amino acids)
Source: RefSeq, a predicted model, not a curated record